UUUAUACAUUUUAUAAUAUAUCAAGUAUAAGGUUUGCUUAAAACAAAGAGAAAAGAUCAAGGUAAAACCGAUUUUCUACAAUCGCGAGAUACCUGUGCCACCGGUUGUGCGACCGCCGCAAGAAACGCAUAAUAACAGGUGGCUCCGCGUCGCGGCAGGUGGAUCGGUAUCUUUUUUUUUUAUCUUUUCUGGACGACGGUGUAUGUUCCCCAUUGUUUUCGAGUGAUGCGCACAGUAUCUGAUAGGGCGUAUUGAAGCCAUCGGUAUCCAACACUCGAUCCGUAUUCUUGCCAGCCACAAGUGUCAAUAGGAGAAAAGAAAGAUGACGAUUCGAAAAAAAAAUGUGCUGUGAUCGAUGCAAUUAUUGCGCUGCUUUCCUUGAUCAGGUAGAGGUUAUAUGUAAAAUAAUCUCUGAAGUAUACGCAUGAAAGCUUAUAGAUGUGAUAAAGGAAAGAAGAAAAUAAUGCCACCGUCGUCGCACACAAACUGGACUAAACCCCUUCUGAAGAAUGGACAAACAAUGCAGAUGCAAACGAAACGAACGACGUGUUCACAACAGAAUCAAAAUUCAAACGGUGGUGGUACUGAACACAACGGUAGCCCACUCGACAGAAGAAUCAAAGUUGUUCUAGUAGGCGAUGGUGCCGUUGGAAAAACCAGCCUUGUAGUUUCUUAUUCCACGAACGGUUUCCCAGGAGAAUACGUGCCUACUGCUUUUGAUAAUUAUAAUGUGGUAGUUAAUGUUGAUGGUCAACCAGUAAAUAUUCAACUAUGCGACACAGCAGGGCAAGAUGACUUUGAUCCUUUAAGGUCAUUGUGUUAUCCAGAAACAGAUGUGUUCUUAGUCUGCUUCAGUGUUGUAUGUCCUUCCUCUUAUCAUAGUGUAACUUCUCAUUGGGUAAAUGAAGUUAAAAAAUAUUGCCCAAAUGCACCAAUCAUUAUGGUAGGUACAAAGAGUGACUUAAGGUCGGAUGUACAUCUUAUGUUACAAUUAGCAAGAUAUGGUCAAACACCAAUUACAACAACACAAGGACAUCAAUUGGCUCAAAGGGUAGGAGCUGUAAGUUAUGUGGAAACAUCUGCAUUAACUCAACAUGAUCUUAAAGAAGCAUUUGAUCAAGCAAUAGUUAGUGCUCUUAAUACCAGAAGGGGUGGUGCUAGUUUAUUAUAUAGGCGUAGGAAACCUUUAUCAUUAUGGCGCAGAUGGUUGUGUUGUUGGGAAAGACCUUCAAGCGGUGCAUAAAUGUUGAUUAUUAAACUCUCUAAAAUAUCCUCUGUGAUCAAGUGCAACUACUUUGUUAUCAGAGUUUCUUAAUUUUUAUAAAUCUUUUAUCAUUUGAUUUCUCUAAUCAAAAGAAAAAUUGUACAGAUACAGAAGGUUUUAAAUUCUGAUAACUAGGUCGUAUGCCGUUCGUAAAAUUCCUGAAGCCAAGGUAUGGCAUAAUUUAUUAUAUCAUUAAUUAUAUUUUUGUUACUAGUAUGUAAUUGGCUACUUGCCGGUUGUGAUUUUUUCUUUAUCUAUAGGAUCAUCAAUUCUAGGAUUUAAAACUAUAUCAUUGUCGCGUGAUAGUUAUUAUUACAUCAUAAAUCAUAUUUAACUCAACAUUUCUCCAUGCUGCAAAGUUUAUGCAAGAUAGAAAUUCUAAUACAUCAAGUGUUUACUCUUUACACUCUUAUUUAUAAUAAUUUAUUACAGCAAAAUACAUGUUUUGUAUUAUUCAAUAUGUAAUACAUUAAUAGAUAUCUUAUAUUAUUACAAAAUAAAAUAUAGAUACUAUUCUUUUAUUUAAAAAGAAAAAAAGCAGAGUGCAAAGAGUUAUAAAUUUUAUCGACAUCAUGAAUGCAUAAAAAUAUUUUAAAACAUACACAUCACAUUGAAACUACAACACUGUAUUGUUAUUGUGCAUAUAAAUCAAAUUAAUUAUUUAAUAAUACAUUUUUAUAUGAUACAUAUAAUAUGUGCAUGAGCAAUAUAUUACAAGUAAACUUUAGCACUAUUCUGCAUAUACAGUACAAUUAUUAUAAAUAGUAAUAGUCAAAAUCUUUUUACAGAAUAUUGAAAGAAAACUGUUGAAAACAUUAGUAAGUGCUGUGAUUAUAAAAUUUACAUUUUGUCAGGUUCUGUAAUUGUUUUUGUACAUAAAAAAGGAUAAGACUGUUCCUAUGUCUUAAAUUUGCUUCUAUUUAACACAAUCACAAAUGCCAAAUUAUAACAUAAAUUAUAUGUUUAUAUAUUUUGUAAACUGUAUGAAAUUGUUUUUUAAUUUCUUAUGUUUCAGUACCAGCACAUUGUUAUUAAUGAAAUCAAUGUUCCUUGAUCUUUGAUAUUAAUUACUAUAAUUGAGUAUAUAUGUAUUUUAAAUGAAAAACUAGUACAUAUAUUUACAUCUGAUAUCUCUGUUUCAAUACAAUGUUUAAAGGGCAGGCUAAUAAGAAAUGUUAUUUACAUUAAAAUACAUUAAACAGUUUGUGGUUACUAUUUCAUUCGCUUUGCUUAUAUCUAACUAUACGACAUUUAAAACCGAUCGUUUCAUGAUGUUUUUCAAAUAUAGUUGUACUGAACAGUUUGUAUUAUAAUAUUUAUUAUGAAGGAAAAAAGGACGAAGAUAUUUAAUACUACAUUAAUGUAGACAAUAUUGUUAUUUCUGAUACAUUAAUUCAAUUUUGUACAUAAAAUCAUUAAUUGGUCAUUACUAUUAAAAAAAUAGAUAUAGUAUUCAAAAUAAACACAAUGUAUGUGUUAUGUAUAUUUAUACACAUAUUUUAGACUGAGAAAAUAUCUUAAUGUUGC
Messenger RNA from Osmia lignaria (orchard mason bee), 2791 nucleotides. Its product is annotated as ras-related C3 botulinum toxin substrate 1. The record is from RefSeq and is a predicted model, not a curated record. Gene Ontology annotation, molecular function: GTP binding; GTPase activity. NCBI's taxonomy places the organism in Eukaryota, Metazoa, Arthropoda, Insecta, Hymenoptera, Megachilidae. Gene Ontology annotation, biological process: small GTPase-mediated signal transduction.